CAUGGAUAUGGCUAAUCAAAAUCAGAAAAGGAAAAGCACAGGUAGGAAAAAGAUUGAGAUCAAGAAACUUGACAAAGAGUCCAACAAACAAGUGACAUUCUCAAAAAGAAGACAAGGUUUAUUCAAAAAAGCAAGUGAACUUUGUAUCCUAUGUGAUGUUCAUGCAUCCAUCAUUGUUUUUUCUGGUGCUCACAAGCUCUUUUGUUUCGGUCAUCCCGACACCGACGCAAUUAUCGACAGUUAUGUCAAGGAAUCUCUCGAUUUCGAGAGGUUAAAGUUAGAAGAAUGUUGUUCGAUUUACAAAGAGUAUAAUAAACAAUAUGAAGAAGUGUUGAAGAUUUUGGACAUGGAGAAGGAACUUUUGGAAGUCGAAAAGUUGGCUAGGGUUUCGAAAAGAGGGGCUUGGUGGAAUGAAGAUAUUGAUGAAAUGUGUAUCGAUGAACUUCAACAAUUUAUGGUUUCUAUUUAUGAGUUUAGAGGUAAGCUUUUUGAAAGGGAUCAUCAACGUAUGAUGGAGUUUGCCAUGUUGGAGAAUUUUUAG
Messenger RNA from Lathyrus oleraceus (garden pea), 541 nucleotides. Its product is annotated as agamous-like MADS-box protein AGL62. Gene Ontology annotation, molecular function: protein dimerization activity; RNA polymerase II cis-regulatory region sequence-specific DNA binding; DNA-binding transcription factor activity, RNA polymerase II-specific. Bases 2 to 541 code for a protein of 179 amino acids. Lineage: Eukaryota; Viridiplantae; Streptophyta; Magnoliopsida; Fabales; Fabaceae. Gene Ontology annotation, biological process: positive regulation of transcription by RNA polymerase II. The record is from RefSeq and is a predicted model, not a curated record. The transcript has a single exon.